AUGCUGCCGAUUGCGAGAGCUGUGAUGAGCAGUCGCUCGCUGUCGACAUUUUCGAGAGUAUCGGCUGGGUUGGGUACGAGUGCGCUGGCAUCGCGCUCGCUGUCGACACUGCGAUCAUCUAGUGCCACCGCUGCGCCAGCCACGCCGUCCAUACUCACACUUCUCGGCUCACGAAGAAGCUUCAACCAACACCGACAUCAAUCCACAGCCACCAUCUCCUCCUCCUCCGACAUCUCACCACCCACCCCACCCACCACCGCAUCAUCCACACCGUUCGUCUCGAAACCCAUCGUAGCGCUGCACCUGUACGCACUCGCCUUCCUCGUCUACGCCAUCGUCGUCGUCGGCGGUCUUACGCGGCUCACCGAAUCCGGUCUCUCCAUCACCGAGUGGAACCCUGGUUUCAAAGGCAUGCGUCUCCCCACCACCACGCCGGAGUGGGAGGCCGAGUGGGACAAGUACAAGCAGACGCCCGAGUUCGUCCUGCUCAACUCCAAGAUGUCGUUGGAGGAUUUCAAGUCGAUCUACAUGUGGGAAUGGGGGCAUCGUGUGCUGGGACGCGUGAUCGGCGUGGCGUUCGUGCUGCCGGCGGCGUUCUUUGUGACGAGGAGGUGGGUGGCGGCGGGGACGAAGUGGAAGUUGUUGGCGAUUGCGGGAGGGAUUGGGUUCCAGGGGUUUUUGGGCUGGUUCAUGGUGAAAUCCGGGUUGACGGUUCCGAAGGGGAGUGAAGGCAAGGCGAAGAUGGUCCAAGUGCCGGUACCGGUGAUCAAAGACGAUCAUCCGAACGCGACGGUGGAUACGGAGGGUGGGAGGGUGAGGUGGGAUGCGACGACGAGCGUGCCUACCUCGUCAGCACAGACGUCGAUUGCUGCGGCGGAUUGGACCCCGAGAGUAUCGCACUUCCGCCUCGCGAUGCACAUGGGUACCGCCUUCCUAGUCUACCUCGCCAUGCUUCACACCGGCUUGGCGGUCCAACGAGACUACAAGGCCGCCACGCUCACCGGAUCCAUCUCGGGCAUCCGCGCCCGAUCUCAAGCUGCACUCAGUCAGCUCGCAAACACGCUCAACCACCCUCUGCUACGCUCGCAUUCGCGAUUCACCAAGCUCGUCGCUGGGCUGGUCUUCACCACCGCCAUGUCCGGUGCGUUGGUGGCGGGGUUGGAUGCAGGGUUGGUGUACAACGAGUUCCCGACCAUGGGAGACGGCCGGCUGGCACCGCCGAUGGAGGAGCUCAUGGACGAUCGCUUCGCUCAACGCUCCGAUGGCUCCGACAAGAUCUGGCGCAACCUCUCGCAAAACCCGGUUACCGUGCAACUCAUCCACCGCACUCUCGCCAUCACCACCGCCAGCACCGUCCUCUUCCUGGCGUGGAAGACGCACCGUCUCUCGCGCACGUACACCGCUGCCGCUGCCAACAUCGCCCAAGCAGGAUCAGGUCAAGUGUUGCCCCAAUUGCCACCGAGGGUGUUGACGUUGGCGAAUGCCAGUGUCGGCGUGGUGGUGGCGCAGGUGACGUUGGGGAUUACGACCUUGAUCUACAUGGUUCCGAUUCCGUUGGCUUCGGCGCAUCAGGCGGGCAGUCUGGCGUUGCUCUCGGUGCUGGUGGCGUUGAUCUCGGCGUUGAGGCCGAUUCCGGCGAGGAUUCUGGCAGGGAUGCGGGGUAGGAAUGCGCAGAUCUUGAAGAAGGUCCUGAUCAAGCAGGAGGGAGCGCACGCUGGAGCAAAGCGUGUCGGUGCGUAG
Molecule: messenger RNA, 1740 nt
Organism: Pseudozyma hubeiensis SY62
Lineage: Eukaryota; Fungi; Basidiomycota; Ustilaginomycetes; Ustilaginales; Ustilaginaceae
Product: cytochrome c oxidase assembly protein COX15
Exons: 1
Coding region: 1-1740 (579 amino acids)
Biological process (GO): heme A biosynthetic process
Cellular component (GO): mitochondrial inner membrane
Molecular function (GO): oxidoreductase activity, acting on NAD(P)H, heme protein as acceptor
Source: RefSeq, a predicted model, not a curated record